CUUUUGCCCAAUACCAUCUCAAGCAAUAGCUUCACAAUAUGGACGCACAGUCUCCCUCAGUAGCGGUCGGGAGCAGUAGACAGGGUUCGUCCCGCUCAGUCAAGCCAGGAGGCAAUUGGAAGGCGCUAAAGAAGACUCUCGAUACUUCAGCUUCCAACACAUCGCCACCGAAGCGGAGGAAAAGUCUCGACAAGAGAGGACCUCACGAAGGAAGGUCAAGCGCUCCCAAUGGCUACCAGGGCGUCGGAGGCCUAGUGAACGGCUCAGGCACCCAUAGCAUCAGUAUCAAGGGCAAGGCUCGUGCGCUCGACGGAGCCGCAGACCCAGCCUCUGGCUCGGCUUCGCCUCUGCCUUGGUUUGCGGAGGACUUGUCACCCGAGGACCUAGCAUUAGUGAAGGGUUUCAGCACGAGUCCCGGACAGGAAGCCGGACGCACCACCUGGAUCAAUUCGCCCGGGACGGUGGAGGAAGAACGGAGAAAGAAGCAGAUUAUAUUGGGAGGUCACUGGGGAGGUGAUUCACAGGCAAAGAAAGAGCCUGGUCAAUUUAUCGCAAUCGAUUGCGAAAUGGUGGGUGUGGGCGAGAAGGGCUCCGAGUCAGUCUUGGCCCGAGUGUCCAUCGUGAAUUGGCACGGGCAUGUGCUGAUGGAUCGCUUCGUCAAGCCGAUGGAAAAGGUAACGGACUAUCGGACCUGGGUAUCAGGAGUGCGAGCCAAGGAUCUACAAGGAGCCCCCUCCUUCAAAGAAGUCCAGGCAGAGGUAGCCGCUCUUGUCAAAGGCAGAGUCUUGGUCGGUCAUGCUAUCCAGAACGACUUGAAAGCUUUGCUGCUCUCACAUCCUCGGCCUCUGAUCAGGGACACGUCUACGUACCAACCUCUCAGGACCCUUGCGCAGACAAAAUUCCCUGGUCUCAGGAAGCUUGCCAAGCUCGUCCUGGGCAUCGAGAUUCAAAAGGCGGGCGAAGAGCACUCCUCGGUCGAGGACGCUAGAACCACCAUGGCCAUUUUCCGGACGCAGAAGGAUGGUUGGGAGAGGAGUCUGAAGGAGGGAGGCAAGGUCAAGCAGAAGAAGAGCAAGGCAGAAGUGAGCGCAGGGUGGGAUGAUCGAGUAGGGGCUGGUCAAGGGACUCAGCCUGGUGUCUCUGCCAGUGCUGCCAAGGAAGGAGAGAGGAUUGAGCGGACAAUGAAGAAGAGGGCUCGCGGGGCAAGCUCAUCGUCCUCGACAGCAGUCGCAACAACAGGACGACCAGCAAACAAGAAGAGGCAGGAGGCUGCUCCAGGUUGGUGGAAGGACGAUCCGUGAGAAGGUGGGAUGGACGUGGUAUACAUUACAUUGUUCGUAUAUAAUACAUUUUACUGCUGCCGGUAGCUGUGGACUAUUCAACUCUGUCACUCUCGCCCUUGUCCGACUGAUCCUUUGCCCCACGCCUAAUCUGUGAGAAGCCCUGCCAACUCUUGAAGGCUUCCUUGUGGCGGCGACUGGCGCCGGACCUGUCCCGCCAGCCCUCUUUGCUCGAAGCUGACGAAGUGAGGAGAUUGCGUUUUGG
Microstroma glucosiphilum is the source of this 1545-nucleotide messenger RNA. RefSeq lists its product as hypothetical. Gene Ontology annotation, molecular function: 3'-5' exonuclease activity; nucleic acid binding. Bases 39 to 1301 code for a protein of 420 amino acids. The record is from RefSeq and is a predicted model, not a curated record. The transcript is spliced from 3 exons. NCBI's taxonomy places the organism in Eukaryota, Fungi, Basidiomycota, Exobasidiomycetes, Microstromatales, Microstromataceae. Gene Ontology annotation, cellular component: nucleus. Gene Ontology annotation, biological process: rRNA processing; ribosomal large subunit assembly.